CAGUGUUUUGUUGCUAGUGGGGACUGUUGUGUUGUGAAAAUGGCGACGCCUCGUCGCUCCUCUCAGCAGCAGCAACAGCCGACCUCGCUGCUGUCCUCCCCGCCCCGCGGCUCCUCUGUCCCGGGCACCCCACCUGGCUCUCCGCCGGCACUCGUCGACGAUGCCGCCCCGCUUCCUCCGCGGGACAGCUUGAUGGAGAGCCCGCCUGACGGUGAGGCAGCCCCGGCCUCUCCCACCACCACCACCACCACCACCACCAACAACAGCGCCUCUCCAUCUCUGGCCCUCGCCGCCAGCAGCAGCUCCGCCAGCGGCAGCAGCAGCAGCAGCGCUAGCUCCCCGACCUCCACCGAGGGUAGCGGGAGCAGCCCGGGCUCUACGCCCGAGUCGGGCAGCGGUAACCCGGGCAGCAGCAGCGGUAGCAGCGGUAGUGGUGGGGCUAACGGUGCCUUCAGGGAGCUGUUUGAAGCCUGUCGGAACGGGGAUGUCUCCCGGGUGAAGAAGCUCGUGGAUGUGUUGAAUGUGAACGCUAAAGACAUGGCGGGACGGAAAUCCACUCCUCUGCAUUUCGCAGCAGGUUUUGGGCGGAAGGACGUGGUGGACCACUUACUUCAAACAGGCGCUAACGUGCACACUCGGGAUGACGGCGGUCUGAUUCCGCUUCACAACGCCUGCUCCUUUGGUCACUCUGAGGUGGUGUCCUUGUUGCUGUGUCAGGGCGCUGAUCCCAACUCUCGAGACAACUGGAACUACACGCCGCUACAUGAAGCCGCCAUCAAAGGCAAGAUAGACGUCUGUAUAGUGUUACUGCAGCACGGAGCUGAUCCCAACAUCCGCAACACCGAUGGCAAGUCCGCCCUGGACCUGUCUGAACCUUCUGCCAAGGCCGUGCUCACAGGUGAAUACAAGAAGGAUGAGCUGCUGGAGGCGGCGAGGAGUGGGAAUGAAGAGAAGCUAAUGGCUUUGCUCACGCCGCUGAACGUCAACUGCCAUGCGAGCGACGGCCGCAAGUCCACCCCACUCCACCUGGCAGCAGGAUACAACAGGGUGAGGAUAGUUCAGCUGUUACUACAGCACGGAGCAGAUGUCCACGCCAAGGACAAGGGUGGUCUGGUGCCUCUACAUAAUGCCUGCUCCUAUGGACACUAUGAAGUUACAGAACUUCUGCUAAAGCACGGAGCGUGUGUAAAUGCCAUGGAUCUGUGGCAGUUCACCCCGCUCCACGAGGCGGCAUCUAAAAACCGAGUGGAAGUCUGCUCCCUGCUGCUGAGCCACGGGGCCGACCCGACCCUGCUCAACUGCCACAGCAAGAGCUCCGUGGACAUGGCGCCCACUCCCGAGCUGAAGGAGAGACUCACAUAUGAGUUCAAGGGCCACUCGCUUCUUCAAGCUGCACGAGAAGCUGACAUGGCCAAGGCCAAGAAGACGCUGGCGCUGGAGAUCAUCAACUUUAAACACCCUCACACACACGAGACCGCACUACAUUGUGCAGUGGCAUCACCUCACCCCAAAAGGAAACAGGUGACGGAGCUGCUGCUGAGGAAAGGUGCCAACGUUAAUGAGAAGAAUAAAGAUUUCAUGACUCCUCUCCAUGUUGCUGCGGAGCGGGCUCAUAAUGAUAUCAUGGAGGUGCUACAGAAACACGGCGCGAAGGUGAAUGCCUUGGACACGCUGGGUCAGACGGCGUUGCACCGCGCAGCGCUGGCAGGCCAUCUCCAGACCUGCAGGCUGUUGCUAGGAUACGGGGCAGACGCCUCGCUGGUGUCGCUGCAGGGUUUCACUGCUGCUCAAAUGGGAAAUGAAGCCGUUCAGCAAAUACUCAACGAGAACGUCCCGGUGAGAAACUCAGAUGUGGACUACAGACUUCUGGAAGCUGCUAAAGCCGGAGACCUGGACACUGUCAAGUCACUGUGUACGGCUCAGAAUGUGAACUGCAGAGAUCUGGAGGGACGACACUCUACUCCCCUUCACUUUGCUGCUGGAUACAACAGAGUGUCAGUGGUGGAGUACCUCCUGCACCAUGGAGCCGACGUGCACGCCAAGGACAAAGGUGGCCUGGUUCCCCUCCAUAACGCCUGUUCGUACGGUCACUACGAGGUGGCCGAGCUGCUGGUCAGACACGGAGCCUCGGUCAACGUGGCCGACCUUUGGAAGUUCACGCCGCUUCAUGAAGCUGCCGCCAAGGGAAAAUACGAGAUCUGCAAACUGCUGCUCAAGCACGGAGCGGACCCCACCAAGAAGAACCGAGACGGGAACACUCCUCUGGACCUGGUGAAGGACGGAGACACCGACAUCCAGGACCUGCUCAGAGGAGAUGCUGCUCUGCUGGACGCCGCUAAGAAAGGCUGCUUGGCCAGGGUGCAGAAGUUGUGCAGCCCAGACAAUAUCAACUGUCGGGAUACGCAGGGACGCAACUCCACCCCGCUGCACCUGGCAGCCGGGUACAACAACCUUGAGGUUGCAGAGUAUCUGUUGGAACAUGGAGCCGAUGUGAACGCACAGGACAAAGGAGGGCUGAUACCGUUACACAACGCUGCUUCAUACGGGCACGUGGACAUCGCCGCCCUGCUGAUCAAGUACAACACAUGCGUCAAUGCCACAGACAAGUGGGCGUUCACCCCCCUUCACGAAGCGGCCCAGAAAGGACGGACUCAGCUCUGCGCUCUGCUAUUGGCACAUGGAGCGGAUCCUACUAUGAAGAACCAGGAGGGACAGACACCGCUGGACUUGGCGACAGCGGAUGAUAUAAGAGCAUUGCUGAUUGAUGCCAUGCCACCAGAUGCUCUGCCGAGCUGUUUAAAACCACAGGCCACCGUGGUGAGUGCGACUGUGGUGAGCACUGGUGCUGCAGGGGGCGUGGUCAUCUCUCCCUCGCCGUCCCCAUCCUGCCUGUCAGCAGCCAGCAGCAUAGACAACCUGUCCACACCCCUCGGGGACAUCACGGUGGGCGGGGCCACUGGUCCCGCAGACGGAGCGUGUGGGUCGGACAGAAAGGAAGGAGAAAGUCUGCUCGACAUGACCAUCAACCAAUUCUUAAAGAGCCUGGGGCUGGAACACCUCCGAGACAUCUUCCAACGGGAACAGAUCUCUCUGGACGUGUUGGCAGACAUGGGUCACGAGGAGCUGAAGGAGAUCGGCAUCAACGCCUACGGUCACAGACACAAACUCAUCAAGGGCAUCGAGAGGCUGCUGGGAGGUCAACAAGGUGGAAAUCCAUACCUGACGUUCCACUGCUCCAGCCAGGGCACCGUGCUGAUCGACCUGGCUCCUGACGACAAGGAGUUCCAGUCUGUGGAGGAGGAGCUACAGAGCACGAUCAGAGAACACCGCGAUGGAGGCAACGCAGGCGGAGUCUUCAGCCGGUACAACAUCAUUAAGAUUCAGAAGGUGGUGAACAAGAAGCUACGGGAGAGAUACGCACACAGACAAAAGGAAAUCGCAGACGAGAAUCACAACCACCACAACGAGCGCAUGCUCUUUCACGGUUCUCCCUUCAUCAACGCCAUCAUCCACAAGGGCUUUGACGAGCGCCACGCCUACAUUGGCGGCAUGUUUGGCGCCGGCAUCUAUUUUGCAGAGAACUCCUCCAAAAGCAAUCAGUACGUGUAUGGGAUUGGUGGCGGCACGGGAUGUCCCACCCACAAAGACCGCUCCUGCUACGUGUGUCACAGGCAGAUGUUGUUCUGCAGAGUGACACUGGGGAAGUCGUUCCUUCAGUUCAGUGCCAUGAAAAUGGCCCACGCUCCCCCGGGACACCACUCUGUGAUUGGUCGACCCAGCGUCAACGGACUGGCGUAUGCAGAGUACGUCAUCUACAGAGGGGAACAGGCGUACCCGGAGUACUUGAUCACCUACCAGAUCGUGAAGCCAGAGAGUUCGGCCACGCCUGCUGCCACAGCUGAGCAGAAGUCCUAAAACACAGUGGCAGCUGGAUCCAGAGACGCCGGAGUGCAGUGGACCAAACGCUCGUUCUCACGGGACUAGAACUGAACUAGCAGGCGUUUCAAAGUCUCCAGAGCUGAAGUUGAAGUUGACGUGUGAGAAUGUCGGACCGGGUGGACGACUCGGAAAAACAGACGUGCACUUGUCGAAGCAGAGGGAGGAAAAAGAGGAUGAGGAGGCAGUCUUUGAAUUCAGGGGAUAUGAUACAUGCACAGUCAAGCUGACGGCAUAAAUCCAUCACCUUCUGUAAUUAAUUGGAUCUAAUUUUGCAGGAGAAAAUGCAAAUGUUUUGAUCAAUGACUCUGGAAAUGUACCAGUGAGCUAAUUUUUAAAUUUGUCGCCCUGUGGCUCGAUCCUAUAAACAAUUAAAGAGAGCAAUUACAACAGGACACAGUCCGAAGCAAAAUCAACAUCUCUGAUUUUGCACCUUUGCAACACUCCAUGUAUUCUACCCCCAGUUUCUAAAUGUGUUGUGUUGUUACCGUGUCCUCGUUCGGCUCUGUGCAUCAUACUCCGCAACAAAACAACACCUCCAGGCCACUUCCAGAAACAGAGAUUGUUGUGCUGAGAGAAGAGAAGCUCUGCGCCGUCUCCGAUCUGCCACCUCACAUUUUAGUUUAUUGUUUUUACCCACGAGGCUCAUGUGCACAAGAAGCACUUCUUCUGUGUCCGCUCACAUCGUUCCAGCUCUAAACACAGAGGAAACGAUGCAAUGAGCGUGAGCGCGGAGAAGUAAAAGAGAUUAAUUGUGGACAAAUGCCCAGAAGUCAAUAAGCAGAAGACAAACAGGAGACCUCUCAGUGUUUGUCUGUAGAGUCUCCACUGCACUACACUACCAGGACCAUCUCCUGCAGUCACACACACACACACACACACGUGAAAGAGAAGCACGGGCAUUACUUCCACACGAGCGAGCAGCAACCAGUGUGAUGGGCUGAGACUCCUGUCAAUCUGCCUUAAUUUCUCCUUAUUGGAACAGAUUUUUUAAUUUGCGUGAAAAUACAGAGACUUUCAAAGUUUAUUUCUUAACUCAGUUUAAUAUUAACAUGUUGGUUGCUGCUUGUUUUAGCUCAGUUUUAAAAAAAGACCAACCUUCUUUAACCAGGGGCCUGUACUACGAAGCAAGUUCAACAUAGCUAGGAAAUGUUUUCGUUAUCGGGCUUCACUGAACCUAAAAUCAAGGAUUACAACAUGAACCUGAUAUCACUGUGAUUUAGCUCAUGUAAUAUAAAUGUGUAAUAUGUCAUAUCGGCCACUCGGGGUCUCUCAAUCAAAACUAUAAGAAAAGAUUUAGUUCGGUGAAGCAGCGUGGGAUCAUUGGAGCUGUUGUCUUCACCACUGAUUCAAAUCUACUUGACGUGACUCAGGCGCUAAUCUAACACUAAUCAUGUUCAGAGAUGAGGUCACGUAUUAAAGUUUCAUUCAUGUUACACAGCAAACAGCAAAGAAUAAUCAUGAUCUGUAAAACAAACAGUCCUUAUAAUAUCUUCUCCGGCUGCGUACGACUGAAAACCAGAGUGAAACCUGAAGUUACCUCGACAACCACAAACCCUGCUUCGUAGUACAAACCCUAGGACGAACACAAGGGACCAGAUUGUGACACUGUUAUAGAGAUAAACAUGCACAUCUCCACUUCGUAAGUUUUCCAACACAAGCCCAAAAAGAAAAGAACCAACACUCCUCUGGACGGAGCGAUUGGUUUUAUAGUUAUGACUGAACAUUAUUUUCAAAGUUUGGCUCCUCAGAGAUCAGAUCAUGCAGCUUCAACAUUCUCUCCUGCUUCAUGUGUGUUAAUGUCUCAUGUUUCCUUGUUGUUGUUGUUUACAUGAACCUGCUGCCCUCUGGCCCCUCGCCUCUCUACCUGGAUCUGUUAGCGCCGCCCAGUGGUGGCACAGGAGUACUGUGGGCUUGCAGUAUUUAGUACAUCCAGUGUAGUUUUUAAGGAAGGCAUUUAUGUUGAGGUCAAUUUCCACGCAGUACUAUUUAUUUGUGUUUUUUUCUUUUUUCUGUUGUACGUCUGUAUUCUGUUACACUCCUCGAACAUUAAGAAAAA
This is a messenger RNA of Paralichthys olivaceus (Japanese flounder), 5995 nucleotides long. Its product is annotated as poly [ADP-ribose] polymerase tankyrase-1-like. Gene Ontology annotation, molecular function: protein binding; NAD+ poly-ADP-ribosyltransferase activity. The record is from RefSeq and is a predicted model, not a curated record. Lineage: Eukaryota; Metazoa; Chordata; Actinopteri; Pleuronectiformes; Paralichthyidae. Gene Ontology annotation, biological process: protein localization to ciliary inversin compartment. Gene Ontology annotation, cellular component: ciliary inversin compartment.